This is a messenger RNA of Eimeria mitis, 756 nucleotides long. RefSeq names its product vesicle transport v-SNARE domain-containing protein, putative. The record is from RefSeq and is a predicted model, not a curated record. The transcript is spliced from 4 exons. Lineage: Eukaryota; Apicomplexa; Conoidasida; Eucoccidiorida; Eimeriidae. Bases 1 to 756 code for a protein of 251 amino acids.
AUGGAUUAUCGAAGAGACGGCCUCGGUGGCGUAGAGGUGGAGGAGCAGCUGCUGCAAUUUGAGCAAGCGAUAGACGACCUGAGGGAGGCCGUCCGUCAGCUUGCUUCGAAUCCGCUGACAAACAGUCAGGAUCGACAAAAGCACAUAAUUCAAAUAAAUAAGCUUAAACAAGAGGCGACAGUUUGCAUGCGUUCCUUGGCGUUGGAGCUGCGAUGUUCGUCAUCUGUGUUGAGUCCGGAAGCUAUCUCACGCCUGGUGCGGCGCCAGCAGCUGCUGCAGCAACAGUUCAAAGAAGUGGCCGCCGAAUGUGAAGAGCAGCUGCUGUCCGUAAGCAAAGACGAACUGCUGCAACGCUAUGACAGAGCCCAUGAACAACCACAAGAAGAAGCAACAGAGGCGUGCCCGCAACAACAACGACAACAACUAAUCACGCUGGGCGACGAAAUCCAGGACCAAACGGAGCUGAGCCUGGCGCGGACGCAGCAGCAGGCUGCGGAGACGGAGGAGAUGGGGGGGGCCAUACUGCAGCGGCUGCAACAGCAGAAUGAGCAACUCGACAGCGUGAAGGACGGCCUGGAGAACGUUGAAUGCACGGAGCAAGUGGCUCAGUUGCAGCAGCCAGGAGGCCACUGCUCAUCGGCAGUUCAGAAGACCUGGGAGGCACGUACGGAAGAACACUUCAUGAACUCGCAGCUGUUUUCUGUAGGCGAGAGCGUCGGCCCUUCUUCCUGGGCGAGGGAUACGACGCUGGGGUAG